Molecule: messenger RNA, 1712 nt
Organism: Trichobilharzia szidati
Lineage: Eukaryota; Metazoa; Platyhelminthes; Trematoda; Strigeidida; Schistosomatidae
Source: the annotation of a GenBank genome assembly
UUCCAGAAUCUCAUGGAUACACCUAUAUGUUAACCUGCAUCGAUCGCUUCACACGAUGGCCUGAAGCAGUACCCAUCAAGGAUAUAUCUGCUGAAACUGUCGCACGCGUCUUUGUAGAGAGAUGGAUCGCAAACUUUGGAUGCCCAUCUUCCAUAACAACUGAUCGUGGGCGGCAAUUCGAAAGCGGUUUAUUCUUCGCUUUGACUAAAAUCCUUGGUUGCAUGCGUUUUCGAACGACAGCCUACCAUCCUCAAGCGAAUGGUAUGGUAGAACGUCUACACAGACAGUUGAAAGCUGGUUUAUCAGCUGCAAAUAACACCCACUGGACUGAAUCCCUUCCGUUAGUUCUCCUAGGGAUACGAAACGCCUUAAAAACCGAUGCUGGUUGUACUACCUCUGAGCUAGUAUAUGGCACAACACUACGACUGCCAGGUGAGUUUGUUUCUCCCUCGAGCUUCCCACCAGUAGUAGAUCACUCCUCAUACGUCAGCAGGCUUACAAACGCUAUGCGUUCAGUUAAACCUGCUCCCCUCCGACCACAGUCCAUUGAUGUUUUUGUUCACCCUUGUUUAAAAACUUCUUCACAUGUAUUUGUUCGUCGCGACUCGGUACGUCGUCCUCUAGAACCCCCGUAUGACGGACCAUAUAAAGUGAUUAAACGUAUGGAUAAAUUCUUCGUUUUAGACAAAAAAGGCCGCGAAGACACCGUCAGUAUCGACCGUCUGAAACCAGCUUACUUGGAAGGUAACCCCAUUAGCCUGGAGCUAAACGUACCCGAUAAUUCACAAGUUAUUGAAUCUACUUCAGUCUUCGAAGAACUCCCUAGCACGGCGAAAGCCACCGAAACUUCGGUCGAUAACUCUAAGAAAACGCGUUCUGGACGUCACGUUAGAUUUCCAGAAUACCUUCACACCUAUCUCACAUAACUGAGUGACACAUCAAUUUUUUUUAUGUUGCGUCAUUUAACACAAGUAAAUGAUAUUUCUCCUAUAACCGUACAUAAAAUUAAAUUAGAGGUAUAUUUUUUUUCCCCGAUAUUUUGCACUUUACAUUAUUUUACUGUAUAGUAGAUGCAUGUCAUAUUUUUUUGGUAAAAAACGCUUAUUUGGUACAUUUUUCUUGACAAGGUUCUCAGCAUUCUUGUUUUCUUUUCCAGGUGCAACGGGCACUGGACAGGAAACAAACGAAGCACGGGAUCCAACGAACAACAUUGAGGAAGCUAUGUACAGACACCCUAUUAGCAUAGGCAGACAGACCAGCAGGCUCUCGAUCAAGCCGCUCGGAAGAUUUUUUUCACCCAUCAGGGAACCAUCGAGAUUUUUUUACUUCCGGCUGGUCAUGUCUUAGGGUCCUCACAAACCCACUAGGGGGGGAGUGAGCUGUAGCGGUAAAUAAUUCCCCAAAAUUAUUAACCACAGCAAUCAUCACUCAACAUUGGAUGCUGACCACCACUGUUUAAGUCGACUUGUUUAGCUGAAGGCUUACGGUCAAGCAUCCCCGCCAUUUGGUGCUCUUCGUCGUGUCACGUGCGUGCACGAUUACUAGCUAGCUAAGCAUUCAUUCCUACCCGCGAUUUGGUCCCAAAAUAUAUAUCGUAUUUGGACGACAAAAUCUGGUCUUUUGCUUUACCAUUUGGUACUCGAAGAACGAACACUAUAGUGGUUGUUGGUAUAAGAUCUUGCGUUAGUAUAAUCCGUACAACACGCGAACGU